Numida meleagris (helmeted guineafowl) is the source of this 2973-nucleotide messenger RNA. RefSeq names its product toll like receptor 3 (gene TLR3). Gene Ontology annotation, cellular component: membrane. Gene Ontology annotation, biological process: immune response; inflammatory response; toll-like receptor signaling pathway. Gene Ontology annotation, molecular function: protein binding; transmembrane signaling receptor activity. Lineage: Eukaryota; Metazoa; Chordata; Aves; Galliformes; Numididae. The record is from RefSeq and is a predicted model, not a curated record. Bases 133 to 2823 code for a protein of 896 amino acids. The transcript has 5 exons.
CCGCGCUGCCAGCCGCCGCGCCGCGCCCAUCCCCACUUUCGCUUUCACUUCUCCUCCCGGCCCCGGGCGGCCUCACCUCGCGGUCUCCGGCUGCCCCGCGCUGGAGGAGGUGAAGACCGCCGAGAUAAAACUAUGGGAAGUGCUAUUCUUUGCUGGAACAACUUAUCUUUCAGACUGGUGUCUGUUUGCUUACUGUGUGCAUCAGUUGGAAAGCAAUGUCAGAUCAGAAAUACAAUGGCAGAUUGUAGUCACCUAAAGCUGACUCAAAUUCCUUCUAAUCUCCCAAACAACAUAACAGGUUUGGACAUUUCCCAUAAUCAACUAAAAAAGCUAGUUCCUGAAAAUCUGACCCAGUACAGCAAGCUGGUUUACUUAAAUGCGGGAUACAAUAUCAUCUCUGAACUGCAACCAGAACUGUGCAAAAAUUUGCCCCUGUUGCAAAUUUUGAAGCUAGAACACAAUCAAUUGCAUGAGCUCCCUGAUGGAGUGUUUGCUUCCUGCAGCAACCUGACUGAUCUCAAUCUAGGAUACAACAUCAUAGAAGUAAAAAAUGAUCCUUUCAAAACCCUAGAGAACUUGAAUAUUUUGGAUCUAUCUCAUAAUCAUUUGAAGUCAGCAAACUUAGGAUUGCAGCAACAGCUGAAGAACCUUCAUGAGCUUGUGUUGUACAGCAACCAAAUCACUGAAUUAAAAAAGGAAGACUUAAAAUUUCUCAGCAACACUUCAUUGAAUAGUCUUGAUUUGUCAUCAAAUCCCCUGAAAGAGUUUCACACAGGAUGUUUACAUGGAAUUGGAAAUCUGUUUGGCCUUAUACUGAACAAUGUUGAACUUGGUGAAAAUCGCACGAAGAAACUUUGUACCGAAUUAUCAAACACAGCGAUUCAGAACCUCUCACUGAGCCACGUGAAGCUUUCACACAUUAGCAAGUUAACUCUCCUGGGACUGCAAGGAACAAAUCUCACAGUUUUAAAUCUUUCAAAAAAUUAUCUGUCUGUGAUAGAAGAUGACUCAUUCCAGUGGCUGUCAAAUUUAGAGUACUUAAACCUGGAGGAUAAUAAUAUUAUUAAUGUGUCUUCACGUUUAUUUUAUGGAUUGUCCAGUAUUAAACAUCUGAAUCUGAUAAAUUCACUUAAUGGGAAAAUUGAAGAUUUUUCCUUCCAAUGGUUAUACCACCUGGAGUACCUUAUCAUGGAUAGUAACAAUUUUCCACAAAUUACUACUAACUUGUUCACAGGUCUGAAAAACCUGAAAUAUCUAAGUCUUUAUAACUGCAACAUAAACUUACAAAGAAUAACUAAUGAAACAUUUGUUUCACUUGCUAAUUCCAGCUUGCAGGUUCUCAAUCUCACAAAAACAAGAAUCUCUACAGUAGAAAGUGGGGCAUUUUCCUCCUUGGGACAACUGAAAAUUCUUGAUCUUGGUCUCAAUGAAAUUAAUCAAGAGCUCACAGGUCAUGAGUUUGAAGGUCUCAGUAAUAUAGAAUAUAUUUAUCUUUCUUAUAACAAAAAUGUGACCUUGCAAAGUGAAUCAUUUAUUUUUGUUCCAAGUCUUAGAAAACUGAUGUUAAGGAAGGUAGGUUGCAAUAAUCUGGCAAUUUCUCCUUCACCUUUUCAUCCUCUACAAAAUCUGACUGUCCUGGACAUCAGCAAUAACAACAUAGCAAACAUAAAGGAGGACUUGUUUGAUGGACUUUACAAACUUGAUAUUCUGGAUUUGCAGCACAAUAAUUUAGCUCGACUUUGGAAACAUGCAAAUCCAGGAGGCCCUGUUCUUUUUUUAAAAGACCUUCCCAACUUGCAUAUUCUCAAUUUAAAAUCAAAUGGGUUUGAUGAGAUUCCAGUUCGUGUUUUCAAGGGUCUGCAUCAGUUAAAAAACUUGGAUUUAGGAUCAAAUAAUUUGAAUUUGCUGCCAGCAACUUUAUUUGAUGACCAAGCCUCUCUAAAUACAUUGAACCUUCAGAAAAAUCUAAUAACCUCAGUUGAAGAAGAUGUGUUUGGUCCAGCUUUCAAGAGCCUGAGAAAACUAGAGAUGGAUUCCAAUCCAUUUGAUUGCACCUGUGAAAGCAUUGCUUGGUUUGCUAGUUGGCUAAAUGUCACUCAAGCAUAUAUACCUGGAUUGCAGUCUCAGUACAUUUGUAACACCCCACCUAAAUAUCACAGUACUCUGGUGCUGCACUUUGAUACCUCAGCCUGCAAGGACAGCGCUCCAUUUAAGCUUCUGUAUGUGAUCACUACCACUGUUGUGUUGCAACUCAUUUUCAUUGUUCUUCUCAUCCAUUUUGAAGGGUGGAGAAUAGCUUUUUACUGGAAUGUUUCUAUAAAUCGAAUACUUGGCUUUAAAGAACUUGACAGACUACAGGGAGAGUUUGAUUAUGAUGCCUACGUUAUUCAUGCAAGACAGGACAAGAACUGGGUGUUGAAGAAUUUCACCUCUCUAGAAGAAAAUGAGCAAUUUCAAGUUAAGUUUUGUCUAGAAGAACGGGACUUUGAAGCAGGAAUAUCUGAAUUUGAAGCUAUAAUUAACUGUAUAAGAAGGAGCAGGAAGAUUAUUUUUAUUGUGACUGAACAUCUCUUACAGGAUCCAUGGUGCAAGAAGUUUAAGGUGCAUCAUGCUCUACAGCAAGCUAUUGAACAAAGUCGAGACUCCAUCAUAUUGAUCUUUCUUCAUAAUAUACAAGAUUACAAGUUGAAUCAUGCACUUUGCUUGAGAAGAGGAAUGUUCAGAUCUCACUGCAUCUUGAACUGGCCAGUCCAGAAGGAAAGAAUCAAUGCAUUUCAUCAGCAGUUAAUGAUGGCACUUAAAUCUAAUAGUAAAGUACGCUGAAUUCAGUUUUUUGAAGUUAGAAAACUAGCAGGUCUUCAAUAAAAACAGAAAAAAAAAGUCUGUCAUAUUGGAAAGUGUCACUGAAAGUUGCUAAUUUAUAUUUACUUGUCUAAAUUCAUGUUCUUGCUGUUAUUGUAAUUCACCUGCACU